AUAAUAAUGUCGUGGUUCGGCGGCGGCGACUUAAUCCAGCUGGAGACGCCCGAGUGUCUACGGCAGUUCAUCAAGGAGCUCGUCGACACCGAGCUCAUAUCCGAGCGCGAAAAGGUCCGAAUUUACUCGCAGCAGGACCAAAAUGCGACACAGACGGACCCCCUCCUUGAAAUGGAUUUCAGACACAACCAAGCCAAAGAAAUAAAUGCCGCUAAUCUCGCACGCAUGAAAAUUCCUAAACAAGAACUUCUGAAGGAAGCCAGAAGAAUCGUGUCUGAAGAGGAGGUCGUUGAGAAACUGGCGAGGCAGCAAAACGCAGCGUUCAACAGGGAGUUACGACAGUUAAAGGAAGACUUGGAAAGGUCGAGCAGGGCGAUGAAAAGGCCAGGGCGCACCUCAAGCGCGUGCAAAAAACUACCUGAGGUGGAAAACGUCAGGGUCGAAAAGCAGCGCGCCAAGAGUUGUUCAAGCGAAAUCGAAGCUCGGCUCAGCACCCUGAGUCUCGAUUUUCACGAUCAGAUUCAAUUGGAAGGUGAAAGAAAUGAGAGCAGCACCUACAGCAGCGACUGGCACUCUGAGGAUGAAGAACCUUCCGACGCCUCUUCACCCAGCUCGGCUUCGACUAUUUUGGAAAAUAAGCAUGUUGAAGAAGAGGAGGAGGAAAAACUGUCUCUUCCGCCUCUCAUGAACGUCAGUAAAUCUGCAAAGGACGAUUUGGAAAUAAAGAGCCUUCGGAGGUGCUGGUUGGUUUGGAGGGCAGUCACCUUUAGGCAGAAAAAUAUGCGCAGGUUGAAGAGGGACGAUGAUGAGAAACAGAGUCAGAUCGAGCAAUUUGUGAAUCGUCAGACCUUCGUGAGCAAAAAGACCAAGUCGUGUUCCAACCUGGAGCAGAUUAUUCGCGAUCAAAAAGCCAAACUGCGCGAACAGGAGCGACUCAUCAGCAGGCUUAAGUUGGAGCAGCUGCGUCUUGAGGCCGAGAAGUCGCAGCAGAACGCACAGACCUUGAUGGCACACAGUUUACAGGAUUCGUCGUUGCCGGUGAGGCGUAAGCUGAAGUACCUGAGGUCAAGCUUUCCGGACAUCCUAGACGGAGGGCGGGUGGACAACAAGUCACGACCGUCUUUCCUAGUGCUGAUGGAGCAGCGACAGGCGGAGCGGCUGCGGCGCAAGAAGGAGUUGCACGAAAGGACACAGCUCAGGGUCGAGCAGCAGAAGCGGCUACAAAAGGAAAGGGAGGAGGCGCGCAGGGCCGAACUGGCCGAACAACGGCGGCUUGAGCAGGAAGCCAGGGUGGAGAAAAUGCGGCUGGAAGCGGAGCGGAGGGCGAACGAACAGGCGGCCAGGGCCUUUUGCAGACUGCGGCGUCUCCGCAUGGCCUUCCGCCUCUUCAGGGCGAUUCUGCUGCAAAGACGGAGGCGCAUCAUGGAGGCGGAGGAACGCAGGAGACUCAGACUGAUGGGCGAGGCUUUCCGCAGGUGGCGCCAGGUCGUCAGGGAAAAGUCGCAGGAACGGAUGGUCCAGGCUAAAAGGCACCACAGGCGCAAGGUCAUGACCUUUGCCUGGGACAAGUGGACGCAGGCUGUGAUGGAGAGGAAGAGAGACUGGCAGGUGGCGGAAGACUUCAGCGACCUGCUUUUCGCGGUAAAGUUGUUUAAAUUCGGCAGCCAUGCUUGCCUCCUCGAAAAGAGGGCGGAGCAAAUUCGGCGCGAAAAGUCAGCUGGGAAUCUCCAAGUUGGUGGAUUUUAA
This is a messenger RNA of Neocloeon triangulifer, 1746 nucleotides long. Its product is annotated as calponin homology domain-containing protein DDB_G0272472-like. The record is from RefSeq and is a predicted model, not a curated record. Lineage: Eukaryota; Metazoa; Arthropoda; Insecta; Ephemeroptera; Baetidae. The transcript is spliced from 6 exons. Bases 7 to 1746 code for a protein of 579 amino acids.